This is a messenger RNA of Opisthorchis viverrini, 1161 nucleotides long. RefSeq lists its product as hypothetical. The record is from RefSeq and is a predicted model, not a curated record. The transcript is spliced from 4 exons. Lineage: Eukaryota; Metazoa; Platyhelminthes; Trematoda; Opisthorchiida; Opisthorchiidae. Bases 1 to 1161 code for a protein of 386 amino acids.
AUGCCGACGCACACACAUACACGCACUGGGACCUACAUAAACGCAAACCGAACGCAGUCAAGACACAGACUCACGCGCGCGCAGGGAGCAGGACGUCAACCUCUCCACAAGUCCACGGACAAUCAUGGAACACGUGUAGCAGCCAAACUGCGGAGAAAACACGUUACCGCCGUCCGAACUUUUACCAAGGAACUCUCACAUACGAUAAGUUCCUUUUUGACUUGCUCCCAUUUCGCAUUACUGCGCGACCAUGGCGUUGUUAUCAACGCACAAAAAUAUAUUUUUGGCGUGCCCACAUUAAAUUUUCUUGGACAUACGGUUAAUCAGGAUGGUAUAUCGCCUACUGAUGAUAAACUCGAUGCCAUCCGAAAUUUUCCUCUACCCACCUCAUUUAAACAACUUAAGCGUUUUUUGGGUAUGAUAAAUUUCUACAGACGCUUUAUUCCCAAGGCUGCAUCAUUGUUAGCACCACGCACCAAUCUCAUAUCCGGAAAACCAAAAACGUCUCAUUUGACCGACUCCGCUAUUUCUGCUUUUGAGCAAGUCAAAGCUUCUUUAGCGAAUUCUUUCAAGUUGUUUUAUUUACAACCCAACUCUGUAUUGUCACUUAAUAUGGACACCUCCAAUGACUCUGUGCUGUUUUACAGCAAACUACUAACAACACCCAUCAACCCCUGGCAUUUUUCUCUUAUAAGCUGUCGCCAACCGAGUCCCGUUUCAGCACAUUUGGUUGUGAACUGCUCGCUAUUUACCCAUCCAUCCGUCACUUCCGACACUUACUGGAAGUCAUCAACUCCCCUAUUACCUCAGCCAAAUAUCAAUUCCGUGUCUGUCCAUCUUCCAUCGUUCUGGAACUGCUUCAUGCACCCACUCGCUUCAUCAGCAAUGCGCUGGCAAUUUUUUUUCAUGGUCUACAUUACAUUUCAAACCCGACGGACACUCAUCUCUGAAACUCUUUAUCCAAAUUUCUUAUGGCGAAUAUGGACAAAGACAUGCGUUCAUGGACAAGACAUUGUCCAUAAUGUCAACGUUCAAAGAUACUUCGCCAUACUCCCUCACACAUUGGUACCUUUCCCACUUCGGACUACCGACUCGACCAUGCGCACUCGAUACUGUUGGAGCUCUCCCGCAAAUAUUUUUCUUUCGCUGGAGGGGGAGUAG